Messenger RNA from Pocillopora meandrina, 1401 nucleotides. NCBI's taxonomy places the organism in Eukaryota, Metazoa, Cnidaria, Anthozoa, Scleractinia, Pocilloporidae. The record is from the annotation of a GenBank genome assembly.
AUGUUUUCGGUACUGUAUAUUUUCUACUUUUCAUCUUUGAUUCCUCUGUGCAUGGCCAUUAGUCUGCAAUGUGAACCCGCUGAGCAGUCAGAGGGUGGAAAGGCUCUGAAAGGUCACAUCUCUAAAUCAAAAAGGGUACAAGAUCCGUACGAGUGUCUGAUGUUCUGCUACAGCGAACUCACAUGUCAGAGCUACAAUUACGUCAAAACUGGUAAACUUUGCGAGCUUAAUAACAGAAUCAAAGAGGCAAGACCUGAAGAUUUAGUCCGAGAUGAAACUGGAUUCUACGUGCGACGAUGGAAGAACAGAGGUACGGACAAUAACAUAGUCUUUAAAAUCACUAUUAUAUAAAAGAUUCGUGAAAACUGAAUACUUUUCACAGCUGAAAACAUCAAGUUCCUUUAGUCCUUGGACAAUCACACCUGGUUAGUAUCGUUAAGCCAAAAUUUUCAGCAAUUUGAUAAAUUUUUCAACCUUGCAUAUGACGGUAACACAUGUUCAGCUACUUUUGAGGAGGAGAGGUUGUGUCGGAGAGGUGUGAGAUAAACAGACAGAUAGAGAGAAAGAGAAGACUUGUUUAAAGCUCAUUUAUAAAUGCUAGGUGUUUUGUACACUAUUAAAAUGUCAUCGUAUUACAAUGUGACUGAUUCCGUCAGCGUUGUCCUGGGACCGGGUUGAAGCUCGGAUAUAUUCCCUAUACAAUUCACAUAUCACUUGUGUAGUUCAUCAGAUCAAAUCAAAGCCUCGCAAUAAUUGAAGUGGGAAUGGGGCGGGGGUGGGGUUGGGGAAUGAGUCUCCUCUGUUCGAGUCUAAGCCUUACAGGAACAAGAAAUUAAUGUGGUUGGCUCCCGGUAUUUCUCAAGAUGUUACCUUCCGAGCAUGCAUAUUUUAAACUUUCAAAGAAACUUAGCACAUCAGAUGUAAUAUAAUAGCAUUCAAGAAAUUAUUUAAUUCCUUACAGUAUCUUGCGAUUUAAUAUGGCCACAUUGGAAUAUUCCUUGCUGAAAUGAUGUUAGGUUGGUAAUUGAACAUGACAAUACCACACAAUCAAGGAGGUAAUUGUUAUCAAACGAAAAGCAUUUUACUGUUCCUUUCCCAAAGUCUCUUUAGGCUCCGCUCCCGAGAUGCCUGCCGAGUCUUGUGGUGAGAUCAAAGCCAGCGAACAAGGGAUGGCGGUCAGCGGUAGAUAUUGGCUAGAGCCCCAGGAGACAAAAAAGAAAUCAAGAACUUUCUGGUAACUUAAUUAUUAUUCUUCAUUUCUGAACAAUUCAAGAAAAAAAAUAGAUUUUUAUCGUUAAAAAAUAAGAAUGUUUGGAAUUCAUAAUUCCUUUCUUAUGGACAGUUCACGUAAAAACAAGUUUGGAUCAUAAAAUGCAAGUUUGCAUGGAAUUCUUUAUUUGA